This is a messenger RNA of Cutaneotrichosporon cavernicola, 3354 nucleotides long. RefSeq lists its product as uncharacterized. The transcript has 3 exons. Gene Ontology annotation, molecular function: phosphatidylinositol binding. The record is from RefSeq and is a predicted model, not a curated record. Gene Ontology annotation, biological process: regulation of GTPase activity; signal transduction. Gene Ontology annotation, cellular component: cytoplasm. NCBI's taxonomy places the organism in Eukaryota, Fungi, Basidiomycota, Tremellomycetes, Trichosporonales, Trichosporonaceae. Bases 1 to 3354 code for a protein of 1117 amino acids.
AUGAUACCUCAGGCGACGUCGAGAUCCGCCGCCAGCCCAACACCACCAAUCCUUAACACCCCCAGCGGGCCAACAGUACACCUGCGGUCUGCACACACUCCCAUUGCGACACCGAGGGAGCAUGCGAGCCCAGGCAGCCCUCGACACCAGUCUGGCACGAUCGACGCCGACUCGCUGGUCCGAAGCCACGGCGGCGACCUGCGACGGACGCUUGACGCUGUUGUUGGCGAACGGAACGCAUUGCAAGCGCAAAACACGCAGCUCUGGAAGUUGAUCGAGAAGCAGCGCACACAAUGCGCGCAGUUCGCUGCAGACAACGAGCGACUCCGCGCAGAUCGCGAGCGCGCUAAUAGUCGCUUGAUGUCGGCUGGUCUUGAGCCAAUCCCAGUGGGUAAUCGGCGAGGAGGAGUGCCGCAGAGCCAGAGCGCCAUGACGAUCGCGUCUACGUCAGCCUCGGACCACAGAAGAGGUUCCGACAAUGAGACGCAUUCUGCCACGGUCACGCGAUCCGGCUCGACGUCAAUCACACUUGACCGCUCGGCAGCUGAACCUGCCGGAUUGGGACCGUCGCUUGUCAUCGUGGACGACAGCCCAUCUCCAUCCACCCUCCUUCCCUCACCCAUGUCCGACAAGAGAUUGAGACACGAAAGCCAGAUGCAGUUUCCACCCGAAGUCGCGUCGUUUAUGGCCUUGGCUGAGAAGGACCCAGCACUAGGGCCCUCGAUGCCUCCCGGCAGUAACAGCAGCAACAGCCUUGCGGGUUUUGUGGAGCAACAUUCGCCGUAUACGUCGAGCCCGAGUGACAGCCGACGGGCAUCGCCCAUACCGGAGGCGGCCGAGGAACUGGCCUCUAUACAUCGCGCGACGUCGCCCCGGAUGUCGCAAGACACCGUGACGUCCAGCCGGCCCUCGAUCUCACCCGGCCUGGGCAACGAGCCAAGGCCUUCCAUCGACUCCACCGCUGCCGCGCCACGCCCAGUCGUUAGCCCGCCUCCUCCCGAUCAUUCGUACCUCACCCCGGCCCUUCUUCCCCACGCUCGCCUCUCCAUUCCCCACUCGACAAUUAUCCCCAAAGACCGCAGCCGCGAUGUGCUGUGCUUCAUCAUCGCGGUCAACAUCCGCCCGCCCAACGCGCACGCGUUGAAUUGGACCGUCGCGAAGCCGUUCUCUGCCUUCUUGGACCUCGAUCAGCGCUCCAUGGAGCGCUCAGGCAAGAACCGCAAGGAAUGGAAGCGCCUUGUGUCUCCGUUACCAGAAGGCAAGGCAUGGAAGGAUUUUGCGCCGAACAAGAUUGACCAGCGCAAAAUAUCCCUGGAGCACUACCUUCAGUCGCUCCUCGUCGCACCCGUCAGCGACCAGACCGACCUAGUCAACUUCCUCGCUAGCGACAUUGUCCAGCAAAAGUCGAAUCGCAACCGCAAGGAGGGCUACCUCUCCAAGAAGGGACAGGCUGGGUUCCGCGGAGCGGCAUGGAAGACGCGCUACUUUGUGCUUGACGGCUCGAGCAUGAAGUACUAUGAGUCGCGUGGUGGCCAGAUGCUGGGUCAAAUAAACCUGGCUGGCGCCCAGAUUGGCAGGCAACAUCGCUUGUCAGAUCAAGCUGAGGACAAGAACUCGCGAUACGCCUUUUUGAUUCUCGAAGCGGCCAGGAAGGAGUCGUCGCAGAGCAGGCACGUUCUGUCCGCAGGCAGUGACGCAGAGCGUGACUCGUGGAUCGAGAUACUCAAGAAUCAGGUCUUGCCUCCGCCCCCCGCUCCCUCUGUCAUCACGACACCUCAACAGACACCCCCGCAGCAGGGGACUCCACAGCAGCCGCCAUCAAAGGCGGUGCCCGAGACUGUGGUUACUCAGGCCACACCGCCCGCUUCGAUCGCAUCGAACUCGGGCAGUGGAGCCAACCAACGCGAGAUGGGACACCAGCGGAGACGGUCAGCGGUGCGCAAGUCGAGCAAGGACGUAGUGGUUACGUCAGCUAAGCCUAUGUCGCAGAUGCCUGACGCCAACGCCAAGUUUAUCUCUGGCGCGCCACUACCCAGCGUUAUCAACCAUAUGGAGUCGCAGCGCCAACAGCACUAUGCCGGUGCGCCGCAGAUUACAGGCACGUCGCCGCAGAACAGCCAAGGCCACCCUCUGGCUCCCGUAAGCAGCAUAAACUCGACACUCACGGCCAACACGGACCUCCUUGCGCCGCUUGAAAUCACCGCGAAGCCCACCAAGCGCCAAAGUGCUUUGCCCGGCCGUCAGUCGUUCAGCCCCGCCUACCUCAAGCAGCUGGCAAACGACGGCGUAUCACCCGGUGGCCCGGGGCUCAACUAUGAGCGGGACCGCGACCGCAAGGCCAAGAGUGGUCGCUUCUGGGGCUUUGGCAAGGUGGUUGAGAAGCCGGCGCCUAAACCUGUCUUCGGUGUGCCGCUCACCGACUCGCUUGCGCUCGCACAGAUCGCAGGUCUGCCUGCCAUUGUCUUCAGGUGUAUCGAGUAUCUCGAGGCCAAGAACGCCGAACAGGAGGAGGGCAUCUACCGCUUAAGCGGCGCCUCGGCUGUCAUCAAGGGGUUGAAAGAGCGCUUCAACCACGAGGGCGACGUCAACUUCCUUGCGCAGGACGAGCGCUGGGACCCGCACGCGAUCGCUGGUCUACUCAAGACGUACAUGCGCGAGCUGCCCACGAGUCUGCUCACGCGCGAGUUACAUGGUCGUUUCCUGGCCGUGUUUGACCUGGUUGACCCUUCUGCACGUGUGGCCGAGCUCUCGCGGCUCGUUUCCGAGCUCCCGCCUGCGAACUACGCUCUUCUCCGCGCAUUCACUGCCCACCUGAUCCUCAUUGUGCGCAACUCGGCCAUCAACAAGAUGACGCUGCGCAACAUUGGCAUUGUCUUCUCGCCCAGCCUAGGCAUCCCGGCCGGCAUCUUCUACGAGCUCGUGUCUAGAUAUGGUGCCAUCUUUGACGACGACGGGAUGGACGAGCUUCCUCUCGACGACCCUGCGUUUGCUGGCACGGCUGUCGCGUCCGAGGCGCAAGUCAACCAAGGCUCGCCACCGACCACGCUGUCGCUGGACGAGACGGCCAAGAGCAAACGCAACUCUGUCUUGUAUCACGCGGGUGGGGCGGACGCGAUGCUGGGACUUGGCGGGCGUGCGCUCGACCCUGCUGCCGAAGACUCGAACUCGGACGUGAGCAUUAGUAUAGACGACCUCGAGUCUGAGCCGGCGCUAUCUACGCGGAGCAGUGACAACCUCUCGCCAGCGGCUGCGACGGGUUCUGGCGCUGGACGCCGGGACUUGUACAGUUCGCGCAAUGACGAGGUCGAGGCGCUUGCCCUCCAACACCAACCCUACCACAAUGGGCAUCCUUAG